This is a messenger RNA of Labeo rohita (rohu), 5447 nucleotides long. RefSeq names its product SH3 and PX domains 2B (gene sh3pxd2b). The transcript has 6 exons. Gene Ontology annotation, biological process: superoxide anion generation. Gene Ontology annotation, molecular function: superoxide-generating NADPH oxidase activator activity; protein binding; phosphatidylinositol binding. Gene Ontology annotation, cellular component: cytoplasm. The record is from RefSeq and is a predicted model, not a curated record. NCBI's taxonomy places the organism in Eukaryota, Metazoa, Chordata, Actinopteri, Cypriniformes, Cyprinidae. The coding region runs from base 1730 to 3817 and encodes 695 amino acids.
AGUCCUGUUUGUCAUCAAAUGUUCCUCAUCAUCACUCUCACUGGAAUCAAAUGUCUGCAACAAUUAAAAACCUCCUGUUUAUUCAGAUUUGGGAUCUCUGAAGGUGAAGUGUGUAAUUUUUUGAAUGUUCUAAUUCUUAGUUUAAUAUGGAGAAACUGUAAGAAUGACAACUAGAAGCAAGUCCAUAGGUUGUCAAGAGUGUAAACUGUUUUGUGGCACAUUGACAGCAUUUCUCUGUUUGAAAAUCCAAGUCUACUUCUGGCUCAAACAAGUGAUUUGAAGAAACUGUUAGACUGAAGUAUAAGACUUACAAGAAUUUUUAAGAAAAUGUAAGUAAUAAAUUGAAUGGAACACAGGAUGUCGAUAUAUUUUCUAAAGGUAGAUGUUUUAGCAAUGCUUCACAUUUACAAGAAACAAGAAGUCUUGUUUUCUGAGAAACUGAUCAAAAUGAAAGUGAGCUCAUGAUCAAAACUAGAACAAUUAUCUGCCAGUAAGCUCCGAAAAUCAACUUAAUUACUUAAAAUGAAAAACAAUGCAUUGCCAGAUUUGUUCCUACAAGGAAAUUAUGAGAAAGUUUAUUCAAGUGUGCUAUUAGUAUACUUCUUUUAAACUAAAAAUAGGAAAGUAUACUUCCAGUUUACUUCUUAUGUACUUCUCAGAAAUAUGCUUAAAAUACUAGUAUACUUGAUUUAUACUUAGAAAAAAAGGCUAAAUAUAUAUGAGCUAUACUUGUGCUCUGAGAAUCUGUGUUUUCAUUGUUAUACAUGAGAGAUGCUAUUACUCUUCUUCUGUACAGAAUUUCCAAAACACAAGUGAAGAAGAAACCAAAACAGAUGCUUCCACACUGCAAAAAAUGCAAAUACAUAUUUUCCCUUUUUACGAAACAUUUUGAGUCUCAAAUACUAAAAAAUGCUAUUUUCUUCAAACUAAAAACCCAUGUCAGACCAACAAAAUUACGCAAAUGUUGUCCCAACUAGUCAAACACAGUUGUCUGAGCAAAGAAUUUCAUAUUGUUGGAAUUUUAAGGCUUUGUAAGUUCCCAGCAUGCAUUGCAGCAUGAGUAAAUUAUGGAGUAUACUUACAGUAUAAAACUACUAAUCUAGUAUUUUACUUCAACGUGUACUAAAAAUGCAUAGAAAGUAUUUAAUUAGUAAACUAUCAGUAUACCUGUAAGUUCACUUUUAGUAUACUUGCAUUGCAAACUGAAAACAUAGGUGUAAACUAGUUGUGUACUCAAAGUUUACUACUGUUAUACUGUUAUACUUAAAAGUAUACUUUUAUAUACUAGGAAGUGGGCCAGUUUAGUCCCAAGGAGUAUUAAAGUAGUACACUACUAGUAUGCUGAUAUUUGAAUACUUACUACAUAAAGUACACUUAAAACAUACUUAAACUUUACUUAAGUAUACUUAAUAAAAUAAACUUGAAGUAUACUUCUUUUUGGUAAGGGGAGUCAUGAAGACUCUAAGAGUCUCUUGGGUAAGUAAGCAUCAACAAAACCAGCCAGAACAUUUUAAUGCCCUGACAUCCACCCUCAACACCCUAACGUCAAAGCAUAAGUACAAAUAAGCUUGUCGUUGCAGUUCUGUUUAGUAGCACAAAAAUUGCACACUUCACCAGAGGUUUUAGAAAGCCAGUCUUACUCAGAUGUUACUCAGAAAAAGAGAUGAGAAGGAUAGAGUUAUUCUCAGUUCUUCAGUCUUUAGUAAGAGUAGAUAUUUGCUAGGGCAGCAUGUGCAGUAUAAAGAGACGUGACCUGAAGGUUUUCACAUGUGUCUGCUUGCUCUCUGCUGGAGUGUGCCGGAGAUUUUGGUCACUGCCGAGGCACGUUGGUCGUCGGCGUACUUUAGGGGAUCUGUUCGGCACAGGCUUUGGCCAAGAGGAAAAGUACACCGCGAUCUAUCCAUACGCUGCACGCGAUCAAGAUGAAAUUGAUUUGGAGAGAGGCAUGACUGUAGAGGUCAUUCAGAAAAACUUGGAAGGCUGGUGGAAGAUCAGAUACCAAGGAAAAGAGGGCUGGGCCCCGGCGUCCUAUCUGAAGAAAGCUGAUAUCCUCAGUCAGAAGAUGGCAGCUGGAGCUCCAGUUCAUGCCAGCACUAAUGACCUAGACGUUGCUUGCAAACAGCAAAAUGCCAACAAGGAAAACAAGGAGAAUCAGCGCGACCGAUUUUCACCAUUUUCAGAAAGCAAGCGCAAAGCAGGAGCACGACAGAGGCCUCCACCACGCCGGGAUCUUACUAUACCACGAGGAGCAAAUCUGCCUAAACCUCCAGUGCCCCCACAAGUAGAGGAGGAGUAUUACACCAUAGCUGACUUUCAGACGACCAUCCCAGACGGCAUUAGCUUCCAGGCAGGAGUGAAAGUUGAAGUCAUCGAGAAGAACUCCAGUGGUUGGUGGUACAUUCAGAUCGAUGAUAAAGAAGGCUGGGCUCCAGUCACAUUCAUUGACAAAUACAAGAAGACUAGCAGUGCCUCUAGGCCUAACUUUUUGGCCCCCCUUCCUGGUGAGAUGGGUCAGCUGAAGCUUGAUGAUACCUCAAGCAAUAAUGCCAACUCUGAGCAAAGUUGGUCCAAACCCCUGCCAGAUGAACCUUCAUCCAACUCUGAUGUUUCCACUCGUUCCAAGCUGAGAGAAUGGAAGCCCAAUGCAGUCAAGAGCAGCUCCCAUUUUUCAGGGCCUUUGCCUCCUCCUCCAUCCUCACCCACGGCUGAAGAGAAGCCAGCUUUACCGCCAAGGAGAGAAUCCAUCAACAAGAGCCUGGAACUGGAGGACAAACCCAAAGCAGACCUUUCUAAACCUCUCCCGCCCAAACCACCAGCCCCAGGGGUCAUCGUCCCAAUGGUGACUCCAAAAGCAGCUCCUCUCAAACCAGACAAACCCCCAGAGAUGAAGAAGGAGGAGAAGAACAAGCAGCUCUACCUGCGCAACGAGAUGGGCUUGGAGUGUGGCCACAACGUCUCGGCCAAGGAGGUGAAAAAGUUCAACCUAAAGCAUGUGGCCAAGCAGCCUCCCAAACCCAAACCAGAUUUGCAAGAAGACAAGCCGGAUUCGGCCAGCCCAGCCCCGUUCCUCAAGCCGAAACCAGUGCUCAGACCAAAACCCCCACCUGCAACCAAACCAGAGCCAGUGGCUAAGAACGAGCUGGACAUCACAAACCUUCGGAGUAAGCUUCGCCCAUCUAAACCUCCAGAGCUCGGCGGCAACUCGACUGAUCCCAACCAACAGAGUGAUACGCCAUCCAGCAACCCCCCAAAUAAUGGCAGAACUAAUGAGGAGUCCAAAUUCCCCAGUAAACAACAAAACGGUCAUGACCCGUCAGAAACAACUAAACCACCAACAGCCGCACCAAAAGAGCCUCCCCAAAGGCCUUCUGUGGCGCCUAGAAGACCUCCUCCACCAAAGAAGUGUCCUGAGCCAGCCAGUCCUACAGAAGCUCCCAAAGCUCCCCAGAAAGACUUGCCGGAGGCCAAGCCACCCGGCCCUCCUCAGAGCAGACCCCCGCCACCCAAAACAAAACCAAAGGAGACGGAGGGACCCAAGCCCAAAGUACCCGUGCCACCGAAGCCCCUCAUUAAGACGGACAAACCGGGGCCUCCGAGAGACAAGCUCCCACCUCUUAUCAAGGAGCCGGCCAAAGAGGAGCUGUUCUUAGCUGUGGCGGACUUUGAAGGAGACGAGCAGACGCCUGGCUUCAAAGAGGGUGCUGUUUUCGAAGUUCUGGAGAGAAAUAAUAGCGGCUGGUGGUUUUGUAAAAGUGUGAGCGAUGGGCCAGUGAUGGAGGGCUGGUUCCCUUCCAAUUACCUGACCAAGAAACCUUAGGUACUCUUGACUUAGCUGCCUAAAGAAACUUAUUUAAUUAACAUCUGUUAUUUAUGGGUACCUUUUUUUAAAAAUGACAUUCCAUCCUUUGCAAGUUCAAACAGGCCAUAAUAAUUUGUUUGCUUGCUUUUUUUUGUAACUCUUUUCCCUUUCGGGGAAAACCAUGUGUGCUUUCAUAUGUUAGCACUGAACAUCAAGGUUCUUGCCUAAUCUUAUGUUAAUCAAACGUUAUAUGUAUCGCUAAAGGUUUAAGUGACUAGCAGUAUAUGCAGCCUUCAUGAUAAUGUGCCUCAAUAUAAUACGCAAAGCGCUCUGUGCUUUUGGUGUCGAUUAUGCAAACGUGAUGUCUAUCAGCAGAUUAGAAAUUCUAUAUUACGCAUACUAUGAAACCGUACAAGUAGCAGGCUUGAGCUUACGUGGCAAAAUCAACGCCUGGAGAAUUUGUUGAACUAGCUUCCUAUUGUUACGUUUCCAUUUUGAAGCUUUUAGUUUACAGAAAUUGGUCUGCUUUCUGGUUCUAACACUAUGAAACGCUACAAAUCGUGUUGCUUAUUUAUCUACUUUACUUUUUUGUUUCAGUCUGCACUUUUUUUUAUAGACUUUACGUAGAAAUCUGCACUGCGGAACUGACGAGUAAAGGGAAGGUGCAGAACGAGGAGAAACAGGAAACACAAACACAUGGCCUUAAGGGUUACAGAACAGUGGCACCCAUUUCUUAUUUCAUUUUUAUUUGAUUUCUGUCACAUGAAUGUUUUAGCAAACAUUGAUAUUAAAAAAGCAACCCCCUUAAUGCAGUACCAAUCAUAUACAUUAGUGAAUAACAGAAUACCUCAGAACAGCCAUAAUAUUGUCAUUGUUUUAUAUCGUCAGUAUUGCCCAAACAAAGUAUUUUCAUAUCACUGACAAAGGUGCUUUAGAUAUUUUACGAUCAUUGUCAAAUGUUUUAACAUUCAUGCUUGACUGGCUUCAAGCAUACAUUUGAUAAACAUGUUUAUUUUUAACACUACAUUUGAAAAUGUGGUUUAUUAUUUUACGAAACUAUUUCUUGUCUUUUUUGACAGUUUUGUUAUCCGUUCAUUUAUCAGAAAGCAGUGUUAAAUAGGUGCCCAGGCUCACUUGACAAUACCGGGAGCACCGAAAAAUCCUAUGUUUGUUUUGCUCUAUGGUCAUCAGCUCCUAGUUGCUAUAAAAUGCAUUCAUAAAAGCGCUCCAUCUAUAAAAAAAAAUGUGCAACAAAUGCAAGUGCCUGAGUUUGGAAAGGAAAAUGGAAGGUGUUCUUAAUAGGUUUUUGCAAGAAAAUGACUAUGAGAAAAAAAAAAUCAUAUGAAGGAUAAAAGAGAGAAGAGGGAAAAUGCUGCAAGUAUGAAACUUGAGUUUCACAGAUAUAUAAAAUUCAUGUUGAAACUCAAACCAGGUAAAAAUGAACAAAGGCAAGAUGACAUGGGUAACCUGUUUGUUUGUUGUUUUCUAAGCAUUUUUGUGAUGUUUUGUCCGUAGUAUUUCAAGUUUUGACUUUUAACUUUUUUCUUAAUGUAAAUCAAAUAAACAUUUCAAAUAGUCAAAAAAUGUUUUAUUAUUAUUAUUUUGAGCAAUUUCAUUUAUACUGGUAUUAAAACUAUGAGAGUUAUCA